UGCGUCUCAAACUGAGGAGGGGGCGGCUCUGUGACGUCACGACGUUGAACUAUCGACGCUCUCUGCUGCUCCUGCCGGGGAAGUUAGCAAAGCCUGCACUCUGCAAACCCAGUGAUUUAUUAAGUGUCUGCAGGUCAGCCAUGGCUCUCACACAGGUGUCGUCCAACAAGUGUGCUGGUGGCUUCCAGAAGGUGUAUGAACAUGACAGCUCUGAGCUGAAGUGUAAGAUGAAGUUUGCCAUCUAUCUGCCUCCCAAGGCUGAAACAGACAAAUGUCCCGUCUUCUACUGGCUUUCGGGCCUGACGUGCACAGAGCAGAACUUCAUCACCAAAGCAGGCAGUCAGCUGGCUGCAACAGAACAUGGCAUCAUCAUCGUGGCCCCAGACACCAGCCCACGUGGCUGCAACAUCGAAGGUGAAGAUGAAAGCUGGGACUUUGGGACUGGAGCUGGUUUCUACGUGGACGCCACCCAGGAUCCCUGGAAAACCAACUAUCGCAUGUACUCGUAUGUCACUGAAGAGCUCCCUAAACUAAUCAACGCUAACUUCCCCACUGAUCCGGACCGGAUGUCCAUCAGCGGACACUCUAUGGGCGGCCACGGGGCGCUCAUCUGUGCCCUGAAGAAUCCAGGCAGAUACAAGGCUGUGUCUGCAUUCGCUCCCAUCUGUAACCCCAUGCAGUGCCCCUGGGGUCAGAAAGCCUUCUCAGGAUACCUGGGAGCUGACAGGUCUACAUGGGAGGCAUAUGACGCCACCGUGUUGGCUGGUUCUUACUCCGGCCCUCAGCUCGACAUCCUCAUCGAUCAGGGACGUGAUGAUCAGUUCCUGUCAGCCAGCCAGCUGCUGCCCGACAAUCUGAUCGCCGUCUGCUCAGAGAAGAAAAUCCCUGUCGUCUUCAGACUACAGCCGGGUUACGACCACAGCUACUUCUUCAUCUAUUCAUUUAUGAACGACCACAUCAAACACCACGCCAAGUACCUGAACGCCUGAGCAGCUGCCGCACCUGAACACAAACAUCAGUUCGCUGUGACCUGCUGCUCUGCUGCCAGCUGAGCUCCCUGCAGAACAACAACAAUCAUGUCCUGGAAACUGAACUGUGUAAUAAACUGAGGGGAAAUGAGGAUGUUGUUGCCUCCUGUGUUAACAGCACUUACCUGCAUCCUCAGAGAGAGAACGACCCCUGGAACAACCAGGGUUUCUCAUCACUUUUCUGUGACCUGAGCAUAAUGUGUUGAAGCUUUUGCUAUGGUAGAGCAGAAUUUUACCAGUGAACAAAUGUUUUGGAAUAAAAAAUAUUUUUACUCUUUA
Messenger RNA from Girardinichthys multiradiatus, 1307 nucleotides. It is a transcript of the gene esd, whose product is annotated as esterase D/formylglutathione hydrolase. Lineage: Eukaryota; Metazoa; Chordata; Actinopteri; Cyprinodontiformes; Goodeidae. The transcript has 9 exons. Bases 141 to 989 code for a protein of 282 amino acids. Gene Ontology annotation, cellular component: cytosol. Gene Ontology annotation, molecular function: S-formylglutathione hydrolase activity. The record is from RefSeq and is a predicted model, not a curated record. Gene Ontology annotation, biological process: formaldehyde catabolic process.